Pyrenophora tritici-repentis Pt-1C-BFP is the source of this 1170-nucleotide messenger RNA. Its product is annotated as NmrA multi-domain protein. The record is from RefSeq and is a predicted model, not a curated record. Lineage: Eukaryota; Fungi; Ascomycota; Dothideomycetes; Pleosporales; Pleosporaceae. Gene Ontology annotation, molecular function: oxidoreductase activity.
ACAAUGGACAUACUACCAUCGGUACUGUUUACAUCACUGUAUAUGCGAAUUUGAGUACCUCGCGACUCACCUUGCCUUGGAAAAGAACAUCUGAAAAUACACAAUGGCCAUUACCAACGUCGCCCUCAUCGGCGGCACAGGAACGCUAGGUGCACCUGUCCUAAAGGCGCUCAAAGCCUCCGAAUUCGACAUCUUCGUCCUCAACCGUCGCACAUCCAAAUCGGUGUAUCCGAAAACUAAAGUCAUUACCGUGCCGGAUGAUCUCAACGUUGAUGAAGUCGCCAAAGCCCUGCGGGAGAAGAACAUCGACGCCUUAAUCAUUACCAUUGCUGGCAGCCAUGUCGACUCGCAAAAGAAGCUAAUCGAUGCUGCAUUCAAAGCUGGUGUCAAGCGCAUGAUGCCUGCAGAAUUCGGAAGCUGCGACUCUGCAGACGAGCAGACGAACGAGAUCUUGCCGCUGAUGAAGGGCAAGAAGGUCGUUCGGGACUACCUUUUGACACUACAAGACAAAGAGCGAGAAGACGGCAUGGGCAAACUUACCUGGACAUCUCUCAUCACGGGACACUUCUUCGACUGGGGUAUGACCUGCGGUCUACUAAAGUUCGAUUUAAAGGCUCGAAAGGCGUAUAUCCUUGACGGCGGCAACAUCAAGUUCUCCGCUACGAAUCUAGACUUUAUCGGCAAAGCUGUUGUUAAGAUUCUCGAGAAAGCAGAUGAAACCGCAAACAAGCUUUUGUACGUCCAUGGCCUCCACGUCACACAACUCGAGGUCCUUGCUGCGCUAGAAAAGGCUACGGGGGAAAAGUUUGAGAGGAUCGAUCAGAACAGCAAGGAGGAGCUAGACGUUGCGAGACCAAAGAUGCUGGAAGGCGACGGCGAGGCAAGGGAAGAAGUCGUUGCCGUAUGGGGCAUUGUCGCCGCUGACUGGAAGGAGAAGGAAGGCUUUGCCAACUCGUUACUUUGGAUUGCAGGAGGAGGAUCUCGAUGAAGUUAUACGCCGAGUCGGUUUCCGAGAUGUGAACGCCUCGGUCGCACAUGAAGUCCUUGCAUUUCCAAUCACCACACCAAUACGAGCUUCCAUACAGAAGAUACAGCACAGCAGAUGAUGCAGUCUUAAGAAAUAGCAUCCAUCACUGCCAGCACAUACUAAUCAACUGCACUUACCAGCAU